This is a messenger RNA of Liolophura sinensis, 2914 nucleotides long. RefSeq names its product S-methyl-5'-thioadenosine phosphorylase-like. Gene Ontology annotation, cellular component: cytosol. The transcript has a single exon. Lineage: Eukaryota; Metazoa; Mollusca; Polyplacophora; Chitonida; Chitonidae. The record is from RefSeq and is a predicted model, not a curated record. Gene Ontology annotation, molecular function: S-methyl-5-thioadenosine phosphorylase activity. Gene Ontology annotation, biological process: nucleoside metabolic process. Bases 747 to 1577 code for a protein of 276 amino acids.
AUAACCAUUCAGAGUAGCCUUACUAGCCUUCAUCGCAUAGCAUUCACUGGAAAUGUAAGAUAUAUUGGUAUUUCUCCUCUUUUCACUAAUUUACGCAACUCGUAAAAGAGUGAUUAUUCUUUUUUCUCACACUCUAUGCUUAAGCUACCAUUACAGAAAGGCUAUCAUGGACUAAUUUCACAAACCUUCGUAAAUCGUAUUUCUCAUAAUUAUUGUCUGGGUUAUAAUGCCAUAAGGUGACGACAUUUACGAGAAAAUUGAUUCACAAAGCUUUGUGAAAGUGGCCCCAUAUCUUAAUUUACUUCUGUUAAGCCUAGGCCUAUAAACAUUGUUAGUGCCGGUACCAGUUAGGUUUGGCCACAUCAGGUGGUAGCAAUAUGUGAUCUGACCCAUGGACUAAGGUGGUUUAUAAGGAAAUGGAAACGUUCAUAAACACUGGAUUUUUUUUUCUUCGUACUCAGACGCAAAACGAAAGCGCUAAAUUGGAUUUGAGAGUGAAGUCAGCAUUGUUUAAAAAACCCGGAAGACUUAUGAAUAUUCAUGACAAAGUCACAUGUGACCAGUAUUAUUGGUCGGCUGUUGUGUGACCCAGUACGGAGGCUAAUCGUGUUAAGCAGUGUUAUCUCGUCUCGGGUGGACGCCUUAUUCUGCUUCACGGGCUGAGCGUUUUGAGUACCGCAUUUUAUUUUCACUGCUGUUGUUGUUGUUCAGUCUAAUUGUUACGCCUUUGAAUUUUAUCAUAUGAAAUGGCGUCUGUGAAGAUAGCGAUCAUCGGUGGAUCUGGGCUGGACAACCCAGAAAUCCUGGAGGAUAGAUCUGAAAAAUAUGUGGAAACACCAUUUGGGAAGCCGUCGGAUGCUCUGAUUCUAGGCACCAUAAGCAGUGUGCCCUGCGUGUUGCUGGCUCGUCACGGUCGGAAGCACAGCAUAAUGCCAAGUAAUGUGAACUACCGAGCUAACAUCUGGGCCCUGAAAGAAGAAAACUGCACGCAUCUGUUGGUGACAACAGCGUGCGGGUCUCUCCAAGAAAACAUGAAACCAGGAGAAUUUGUUCUGAUUGAUGACUUUAUUGACAGAACCACCAAACGCCACCAAACCUUCUACGACGGUUCGGAGAAAGCGCCUCCUGGUGUUUGCCACAUCCCCAUGGAUUCGCCAUUCUGCUCCAAAACCAGGGAGAUUAUAGCGGGCAUUCUGAAAGAGUUGGGAUACUCAUUCCAUCCGUCCGGAACCAUGGUGACGAUAGAAGGUCCAAGGUUUUCGUCUCGGGCGGAGGGCAAGUUGUUUCGUUCUUGGGGUGCUGAUGUCAUCAAUAUGACGACUGUGCCAGAAGUUGUUUUGGCGAAGGAGGCUGGUCUCUGCUAUGCAGCCAUGGGUUUGAUAACUGAUUACGACAGCUGGAGCGAUGAACACGAUUCGGAACAUGUCAGUGUAGAAAUGGCACUUACAACCAUGAGUAAAAAUGCAUCAUUGGUUAUAAAGGCCCUUGUAAAAACGGUCAGUGCAGUUGCAGCUACUGAUUGGUCGGGAAUGUUGAAAGAAAAUGAGAAUGUAAGCAAAAUGUCAGUAAUGCUGUAGUUUAUGGUAGAGCAGAGGUGAUAUUAAGCAUUACAGAUUCUUAACGCUGCAUCGUCAAAAGUCAGAAUGAACGCUUAUGACACUUCCAGCCAAUCCCAAAUUGAAAGUUGGAAGCCUGUACCUGUGCAUAAAGAUACAGAAUUUUAUGUGACACGCUUUUAUAUAUAUAUCUUUUACAGUAAUUUUGUACGAAUGAAAAGUGUGAAUUGUCAUUUGAUUUCAGCUGAAUACCUUAAUAGAUCAUGUUUUUUUUUUCGUUGUCUCAUAUCCCUCCCAUGUUUAAAGUGCUGAAAACAGGGUGUCCAAAUAGUGCCAGUUUAUUUAUUUUAGCCAUUCAAGUGGCUAACCCUAUGAGUCAAGGCAACUUUGUUGUUUGUGUGAACAUGUAAUUUCCUGCAUGUAGAAAAAACUUACUGCAGAAAAAUAGAAGUUUCGAGUGGUUUUUGAUUUUAUAUACUUUUAAAUUUAUUUAGAAAAAUUUUUCUUCGUAUUUUUUGGCUCAAAUGUAUACAUGAAAUGGCUUGAAUAAGUCAAAAUUGCAUUGAGACCGUGAACACUAUAAUCACUGGGCCGAGACAUCACGGCUGGGUGACGAUCAGAAUACACAUGCAUAUGUGGUGACGGGACAAACACAUUAAUGGUUAAGUGGAUCCUCUUCUGAUCCUAACAUGCAGAACUCUCCUCACACCAUAAUGCUGGCCACUGUUGCAUAAGUGAAAUGUUUUUGAGUAGGCCUACGAUAUAAAUCUCCAAUCAAAUGAAAAUAAAUAAAUAAAUAAAUAAAUCAUCACUGAGUUGUGUCACUAUUGAGCACCGAUGUGUAAUGGAGGGAAGAAAUGUAGCCUACUCUAAAUGGCCUAAAAUUUCACCUACAAAAGUGCAUUUUUAGAGGCAGUAAAAUGUCACAAAACAUUUUUGGUGCUGAAACUUACAAUUUUACAGUAGAAUAUCAUCCCAUAUCAAACCUGAAAACACCUUUCUCAAACCAAUAGAACUCUGAGAAUCAGGAAAAAUGGGCAAGUUAGUCAUGAAGGAAAUUUCUGGUCAUUUAGGUUUAGUGUAUAUACUUAUAGUGCUGCGGGUAACUUUGACAGAGCCUGAAAUGUUGACAUUGGACUUGGUCAAACUUGUGAUUGCACAAAAUGGCUGCUACGCAAAAGUUCUUGGAAUGCAUUUUUGCAAGUUUUGGAUGAUAUUACUGUAAUAUUUUUGCAUGUACGGUAUACAUCGUGAAAUGUAGAAUUCUUUACAUUGAUCACAUUGAUUUUGUCAUAUUGUAUUAAGACCUUGAACAUGUAUAUAUCUGUCCAUUUAAAUCAUUAAAUGGCCAGGGGUUC